AAUAAAUUGUUACAGUUAAAAUAUUAAAGAUGAAACUUUUCUUUGCGUUUGCAUUACUCGGUUGCAGUAUAAUAUUAUGCUGCGUUGAGCAGAGCAGCUGUGCUGGCGGUGGUGGCGGAGGUGGAGGCGGUGGUAUAGGUGGUGGCGGUGGAGGAGGUGGCCCAUUCGGCGGGGGUGGUGGUCCAUAUGGUGGCGGUGGUGGUUCAAAUGGUGGCGGUGGCGGAGGACCAUUUGGAGGAGGUGGUGGUGGCGGCUACCCUGGUGGGGGCAGAGGUGGUGAUGGUGGUAUACAUGGAGGUGGAGGAGGAGGAGGUGGUGGACCAUUUGGAGCACCUGGAGCACCAGGUGGUCCUUACGGCGGUGGAGGAGGUGGUGGCGGACCGUAUGGUGGUAGAGGAGGAGAUGGUGGUGGACCAUAUGGUGGUAGAGGUGGAGAUGGUGGUGGACCAUAUGGAGGUAGGGGUGGUAAUAGUGUUAGAGGCGGUGAUGGUGGUGGUCCAUAUGGUGGAAGGGGUGGAGACGGCGGUUUUUAUGGUGGAGGUGGAGGAGGCGGAGGUAGUCCAGAUGGUGGAUAUGGCUAUGGUGGAUAUGGUCCUGAUGGUGGUUAUGGAGGUGCUGGAGGAAAUGGUGGUUUCGGGUUUGGCGGCAAAGGUGGUAAAGGCGGUAGCGGUUAAAAAUUUCCAAAUAUGGGUUACAAUUAUUUUACAAAUAAUGUUUUAAUUAAACUAAGAGUAAAAUUUUCGGACUA
Molecule: messenger RNA, 748 nt
Organism: Teleopsis dalmanni
Lineage: Eukaryota; Metazoa; Arthropoda; Insecta; Diptera; Diopsidae
Product: glycine-rich cell wall structural protein 1-like
Exons: 1
Coding region: 30-674 (214 amino acids)
Source: RefSeq, a predicted model, not a curated record